AUGUGGAAUGUUACUGAAGUGGUUGUCCUAUUUGAAAAGUGUGACAGUACCAACAAACCUCUCCUGGUCUAUGUUGCAAGUGAGGGUGGAGCUGCUAGAACGUGGUCUAAUAACUCUUGUAAGAGUGAUGGUAAGUGGGAAGAAGAUAAGUUUAAUAAUCUGAAUCAAAAACGUUCAAAUGAGGUUCAUGAUAUUCUUAAAAGUGCUCUGGAUACCUAUAAGCAAUCUUCUCCAGGUAUGAAACCACGUUCUGAAGUAAGUCUUGAAGAUCAAGAAUCUGAAGAGGAAAGUGAGGAAGAAGAUGAUGAUGAUUAUGCUCCUGGACCUGGUGCUGUUCCUAUUACUGAUCACUCUGAACCUACUGAUCAAAAAUCUCAAGCUGUUAGAACUCUUGAUCCAGCACAUCUUGGACAAAAUGGAGUUCAACGUGAGGAAGUUCCAGCGGCUGACUUAUCUGACCAGGUUCCUGAUACAUAA
Theileria equi strain WA is the source of this 477-nucleotide messenger RNA. RefSeq lists its product as hypothetical. The record is from RefSeq and is a predicted model, not a curated record. NCBI's taxonomy places the organism in Eukaryota, Apicomplexa, Aconoidasida, Piroplasmida, Theileriidae. Bases 1 to 477 code for a protein of 158 amino acids. The transcript has a single exon.